AUGGGAGAUGGGGUGCGUAUACGCUGGUCCCAGGAGGCCCCGCAGGGGCCCGAGGGCUACGAGUCGUGCUGGGGCCUGGACAACGUACUCCUGGUCAAUGCUGCUCACAGACCCCCCCUAUUGGAAGAUAAUCUGGACCCCCCAGACACAGCCAACUGGCUCUUCUUCCCUGGGGCUACCGUCAAGGUAGGAUGCUCUUCUUCUUCUUCCUCUUCUUCUUCAGGGUUUAAUGGCAGUUUGCAAAUCAUAUUUUUAGACGAGUUGCUGCCAAGGUAAUCAAGUUGCCCUCACCAAAAUACUGUUGCUUAACUACUAGGACCGGGAGUUUUUACCGGUCAGGUCACGUGGUCAAAGAAAAACUCCUGGCUCUACAGUGUAACACUUCACCAUGUACAAGACCUACUGUAAAGUAAUACAGUAUUAUUAUACUAUAUUGUCAUCUGUAUUGAUGAUGUUUGACAGUGUCAUUUCACUUCCUUCUUUCCCAGCGUGCCUGUCAGUCGGAGGGCAACACCCUGUAUUUCCAUGGCAACAACGAGGAGGGGGUUGGCCACACUUUCGCCUCCACCCGAGACAUCGACCUCCACCGAGAGGAGGGGCGGAGCUACUGGGAGGAGGACUUUGAGAGUCUGCCCACCAAGUGAGACAUAGUGAUGUCCUAAUCAUAAUCAUCAUCAUCUCUCUGUCUCCAUCCCUCUAUCUCCAUCUCUCCCUUGCUAUAUCCCUUCCCAUAUCAAAAACGUUCUUUCAUCAUCACCAUGACCAUCAUGGAAGUGCUUUUUAUUCUGGGCUUAACCUGGGUCUUGGAAACUGUGAAUCUGUCACUCACAAGGCUUAUCUCAUUCCCAUGAUACUAUAUCUCAUCUGUCAUUUAUUUUAGUUCAGAGGACCUGUCUAUGUCAGUUGAAACCUGUCUUUUGUCACACGUGUCAUAUGUCAUGCGUCAUGCAUGGCUCAAGCAGAUCCUGCUGAGGACUAGAACAGGUGUCGCCUCCCUGUCCAUACUCCAUCUGUCACAAACACAGGAACGUGUCAUCAGAAGGAGAGACAGAAACUGCUGAGACAGGACUGCUGUUCCAAUGUAACCCUUCUCUGUGUGUGUGUGUGUGACUGGUACCUUGAGGGGGCAGUAUAUGGGACCCAGUGUGCAGAGAUAGAGUCAGCCAUGGCCCUGGUGUUUAACCCCCCCCCCCCCCCCCCCCCCUCUCUCUCUCUCUCUCUCUCUCUCUCUCUCUCUCUCUCUCUCUCUCUCUCUCUCUCUCUCUCUCUCUCUGUAGCUGGGACAUCGAGGGGGCUGUGUAUGGGACCCAUUGUGGGGAGAUAGAGUCAGGCAUGGCCCUGGUGUUUGAGAGGGAUGGAGAGAGGAAGAUAUGUACUCCCUACCUGGAUACCACCUCCUUUGGAAACCUUCGGUUUUACUUCACCAUGGGUAAGAGUCACCUACCACUGACACAGGCUCUUUCUCAAUUAUGUAAAAAGAUGUCAUCUCCUUGCCUUUGUACUGACCUGUUGAGCUUCCACCAUAUUGUUUUCACCUGUCCAGUAUUUUCCAAUCAGUGAAGAUGAAGGGGAGGGACAAGGAGCGGACAAAUAUUAAGAACAUUGAGAAAGAGGCUAAUUCUCUGUUAGCUAAGCUGUCAGUCUUUUUCAGCUUGCAGCCAAACAUUUUCCUGACAAAGAAGACAUGCUUGUAUGUGUGUUUCCCUGCAGGUGGUGGGGAGUGUGACCCAGGAGAGUCCCAUGAGAAUGAUGUCAUCUUGUUUGGGAGGUCAGAGGGGAGACGAGACCUUGUGCUGUUGGAUACCCUGCCAUACUCUUCUUAUAGGGUGAGACUGCACACAUAACAUAGACCUGCUCUAUCUACUACAGUAGGCUGCUCUAUGAACUGAACAAAUUCUAACUGUAUUUUUCAUGUUUAGCUAACUAAAUGUAAAAUAUGUUGCUCCACCCAGCUUGGACCAUUUUUAAUUCCUCAACUGUGCUUCGUCUCAUCUCAUCUCCCCUCCCUCUCUCUCCUCUCCACCUCUCAAUCUUUCCCCCAUAUCACUCCUUUCCCCCUCCUCUCUCCCCCAACUCACCCCUCCUUUCCUCACCCUCCCCCCUCUCCAGCAGACUCCGUCAGUAGUGUCAGUAGCCCUGCCCACAGACCUCCAGACCCCGGUCACCCAGUUCUGCCUGGAGCAGCGGACACAUGGCGGUGCCAACCGCCACGUCUGGGCAGUAGACUUCAUGCAGCUGCUGCCUGUCCUUCCUGGCACACAAACCCAUGUAGCACAGUUCUCUAUUAACCUGGGCUGUGGGUCCUACCAGCCAGCCAACAGGUAAGAUAUGAUACGACCUGGACUCAAACCCAGGUCCAGCGACUUCCAACCCAGCAAUUUCGAUCGAACCUCGCUGCAAUAUGAUAUGAUACAAUAUUGAGUUGUCCAUUUCCAUCGGUGCCAAGUUUCAAACUUUUUUGUCUAGUUGUUUUUUAAUUUGCAUAAUUUUGAGGUGUAGAUCAGAUUUUUCUCUCUCUUUGUUAGUGUGAAUCUGGAGUUUUCCACCAAUCACGGUCGUUCCUGGUCGCUGCUUCACACAGAGUGUCUUCCAGAUUUGUGUGCUGGCCCCCACCUACCACACAGCACCAUCUACUCCUCAGACAACUACAGCGGGUAGGCACCACACACACACACACACACACACACACACACACACACACACACACACACACACACACACACACACACACACACACACACACACAUGCGCACACACAGAUUAGUGUGUCCCCAUAGAGAUACAUUCAAUUACUACCUGUGUUUUAUUUAAAACGAUGUUCCUGUUUCUAUCUAUCUGUAGCUGGACUAGGAUCUCCAUCCCACUGCCCAACGCUGCCCUGACUGAGACCACACAGUUCCGCUGGAGACAGAGUGGCAUGGGUGCUGGCAACAUGUGGGCCAUAGACAAUGGUGAGAACCUUUUACACACACUGGUGGUCCUGUGUGGCUCGUCAAAUCAAAUCAAAUCAAACACUAUGUGUCACAUACACGUGUUUAGCAGAUGUUAUUGCGGGUGUAGCGAAAUGCUUGUGCUUCUAGCUCCGACAGUGCAGUAAUAUCUAACAAGUAAUAUCUAACAAUUUCACAACAUAUACCCAAUACACACAAAUCUAAGUAAGGAAUGGAAUUUAGGAAUAUAUACAUAUUUGGACAAGCAAUGACAGAGGGCAUGGACUAAGAUACAGUAGAAUAUUAUAGAAUACAGUAUAUACAUAUGAGAUGAGUAAUGCAAGAUAUGUAAACAUUAUUAAAGUGACCAGUGUUCCAUUUCUGAAAGUGGCCAGUGAUUUCAAUAGGCAGCAGCAGCCUCUAAUGUUCUAGUGGUGGCUAUUUAACAGUCUGAUGGUCUUGAGAUAGAAGCAGUUUUUCAUUCUCUCGGUCCAGCUUUGAUGCACCUGUACUGACCUCGCCUUCUGGAUGAUUGAGGGGUGAACAGGCAGUGGCUCGGGUGGUUGAUGUCCUUGAUGAUCUUUUUGGCCUUCCUGUGACAUCGGGUGCUGUAGGUGUCCUGGAGGGCGUGUAGUUUGCCCCCGGUAAUGCAUUCGGCAGACCGCACCACCCUCUGGAGAGCCCUGCGGUUGCGGGCGGUGCAGUUGCCGUACCAGGCGGUGAUACAGCCCGACAGGAUGCUCUCAAUUGUGCAUCUGUAAAAGUUUGUGAGGGUUUUAGGGGCCAAGCCAAAUUUCUUCAGCCUCCUGAGGUUGAAAAGGCUCUGUUGCGCCUUCUUCACCACACUGUCUGCGUGGGUGGACCAUUUCAGUUUGUCUGUGAAGUGUACGUCAAGGAACUUGAAGCUUUCCACCUUCUCCACUGCGGUCCCGUCGAUGUGGAUAGGGGGGGUGCACCCUCUGCUGUUUCCUGAAGUCCACGGUCAGCUCCUUUGUUUUGUUGACGUUGAAUGAGAGGUUAUUUUCCUGGCACCACACUCUAAGAGCGUGGGUCUGGCGACGCUAAGUUGGUUGGUUCAAAUCCCGUAAUGAUUCACUUUCUAAAAACUCAAAAAGAAACCAAUUCCCAUCUUUCAAAGGUAUUAUAUUUCAAAGUCCAUCUAUGUAAUUUCUUAUAUCUCCCUUAUCUGUGUGUCUGUCCAGUGUACAUUGGUCCAUCCUGCCUUCGUUUCUGCUCUGGAAGAGGACACUGCUCCCGCACCGGCUGCAAGUAAGAACAGAACUGAAUGAAAAAAUGAACAAUAUCAUAUCUUCAAUUAAUUAUUCUCAUUCUCAAUAAUGCUGAUUCAUCAAAUGUCUUAGAGCUAAGAUCGUGAUCAAAUCAUUUUAUUUCUAUUUUUAUUUGUAUGUAUUAAUUUAUGUAUUAUUUUCUGUAUCUGGUUCCUUUCCCGUCUCUCUCUCUGUUUCUCUCCUCUGUCUCUUUUCUUUAUCUCUCUUUCCGUCUCUCUGCCUUCUUGUCUCUCUCUCUCAUCCCAAUUUUCCUCUCCCUCCCUCCCUUUCCUCAUAUUUCUUGUUCUUCUGUCCCCAUCUUUUCUAACCCCCCCAUAUUUCUGUCCCUCUCUCCACCUCCCUUCCAUCUCCCUCUCCCCCUGUUCCCUUCCCUCCCCCUCUCCUCCCACUCUUCCUUCAUCCCCUCCUCCCACUCUCCCCCCAUUCCCCCUCCCUCCCCGCCCCUCUGCUCCUGCAGGUGUGACCCAGGGUUUAGUGGUCCAGCUUGUGAGUUGGCAUCCCAGACAUUCCCUGCCUUCCUGUCCGAGGGCUUCUCCUCCCCCAGACUCUCCUCCUACCACAGGUAAACUAAAAGGAGAACAUGCUCAACGAUAGACAGUCAGUCAGAUGGACGGACGGACGGACAGACACACACACACAAAAAUGUUGGAUGUUAGGCACUGUGUUACAUUGCCAUUAGGAAAAUGUGCAAUUGUCCCCCCCCCCAUUUUUUUUUUACAAUUGUCUGAACAUUCUAUUUUGUUUACAUUUUAUGUUAUGUUAUGUUUAUGUUAUGUUUAUGUUAUGUUUAUGUUAUAUUUAUGUUAUGUUAUGUUUAUGUUAUGUUUAUGUUAUGUUUAUGUUAUGUUAUGUUAUGUUUAUGUUAUGUUUAUGUUAUGUUAUGUUAUGUUAUGUUAUGUUAUGUUAUGUUAUGUUAUGUUAUGUUAUGUUUAUGUUAUGUUAUGUUAUGUUUAUGUUAUGUUAUGUUAUGUUAUGUUUAUGUUUAUGUUUAUGUUUAUGUUAUGUUAUGUUAUGUUUAUGUUAUGUUUAUGUUAUGUUAUGUUUAUGUUAUGUUUAUGUUAUGUUAUGUUUACGUUAUGUUUAUGUUAUGUUAUGUUAUGUUAUGUUAUGUUAUGUUUAUGUUAUGUUAUGUUUAUGUUAUGUUUAUGUUAUAUUUAUGUUUAUGUUAUUUUACUAGCCUCUCUGGAGUGUCAACUAAUAAGCAAGGCCCUAUUAAACAGAUUGUGAAGUUCUUUCUCUCCUCCUUCCACAGUUUCUCCUCCCUGAGGGGAGCGGAGGUGAGUUUCGGCUGUGGGGUUCUGGCCAGUGGCAAGGCUCUGGUCUUCAACAGGGACAGCAGACGACACCUGGUGACAGCACCGCUGGACAGCUCUCAGGCCAGGUAGAGUACUGGGCUAGGGACACACACUCACAGGUGCAUACAGUACACUCAUGUGUCACUGUAUGGGAAAGGAAGAGGAAAGAGAGAGAGGGAGAGAGAAAAAAACGGAUAAUGUCUUGCCUUUUCAGUCCAUGUCUAUGAAUGAGACUUGGAGGUACCCAUGAAUAUACACAUUUACACACCUUCUCUAAGGGCCAGUUUCACAGAAUAGACUAUACUGGGAUCGUAUCAGGGUUCAUCUCAUAUGCUCAGCAUUCAUUAUAAUCGCUGAUUAAUAUUGGAGAAGUUCCAACAAGUCACCUCUCUCCUCUCCUCUGUCACCUAUUCCUACUUUCUCUCCUUCUUUCUCUCCUUCCCUCCAUCCCUGGGGUGUGAGAUGGAUGGGGACUGCAGAUGAAAGGAGAGAUGAGGGGAAAGGAAGAAUGAAAGAGAGUGAGGAAUAGAGUAGGAGAGAAGGAGGGAGAGAUGAGAUGGCAUCUGUGUUAGAUUGAUUAUGCCUUCUGUGGCUCCCUGUGUGCCACCUGACGGCCAUAUUUAAUACCACUUUCCUCGCAGAUUGAGUGAGCGCCUGCCUGCCAGAGGAAACUGGGCUGAUGAUUAGAGCCACACUGAGCCAGAGCCAAGGACAGAGCGAGCUGAAAGCUCAGUGUGUCACUGAGUGCAGUGUGUGUGUUUGUGUGUGUGUGUUUGUGUAUGUUUGUGUGUGUGUGUGUGUGUGUGUGUUUGUGUGUGUGUGUGUGUGUGUGUGUGUGUGUGUGUGUGUGUGUGUGUGUGUGUGUGUGUGUGUGUGUGUGUGUGUGUGUGUGUGUGUGUGUGUGUGUGUGUGUGUGUGUGUGGGUGCGUGUCUGCGUGUGUGGGUGUCUGUGUGUGUGUGUUUAGGGGGUUGAUAGAUACUGCAGCACUCUGGGUGCUAUCAUUUCUUCCUUAGUUGCUAAUAUGUCAACUCUCAGAGACACAUUAUGAGAGGAAGGUGUAAACAUGUCUAAAUGUGUCUGACUCUCUCCCUCUCUCUCUCUUUCUCUCCCCCCUGCUCUUCCUCUCAUCCUUCUCUUCUAUCUAAUUUUGUCCUCAUUCAUUUAAUCAUCUCAUCCAUCAUCCUGCCACCCCUCCUCCCCUCCCGCCCUUCCUUUCUCCAUCCAUGUCUAUUUACCCCCUUCCCUUCCCCUUUCACCUCCCCUCCAUUACCUUUUUUGUCUCCUUAUUCUUCUGAAUGUCAUUUUUCAUGUUUACCCUUUACACACCCAUCCCCCUCUGUCCCCCUCUGUCCCUCCAUUGUCAAUCUUACAAUCCGCUCUCGCUCUUUCUCUCUCUCUCUCUCUCUCUCUCUCUCUCUCUCUCUCUCUCUCUCUCUCUCUCUCUCUCUCUCUCUCUCUCUCUAUAUAUAUAUAUAUAUACAUAUAUAUAUAUAUCACUCUCUAUUGAUCUCAAUCAAUUUUCUCCUUUCUCUCUGCUGCCAUCCAUCACGUUUCCAUUUUAUCUCUACCCCUCUCCACCCUCCCCCUCUCUUCCACAGGUACCUCCAGUUCACUCUGCGUCUGGGAAGUCGUAGCAUCCUGAGCUCCUGUCCAGCCCCUGACCAACCAGGAGAAGGUGUAUUGCUGCACUUCUCCUCAGACAAUGGCAUUACCUGGACCCUGCUGCAACACUACGCUUAUCAGGGCUUCCACGAACCCAGGUACUGUACUGGAGGGGGUGGUGGGGUGGAGGUGUGUGUGUGUGUGUGUGUGUGUGUGUGUGUGUGUGUGUGUGUGUGUGUGUGUGUGUGUGUGUGUGUGUGUGUGUGUGUGUGCGUGUGUGUGUGUGUGUGCGUGUGUGCGCACACGCGUGUGUAAAACAGACCUAAGGCAUCUGUAAUACUGUUAACAUACAUAUUUCCUGUGCUAAUGGAUGCCUGGUGCUGAAAGGAGAGAUGUAACCCACAGGGACCCAUUGACUCAUUUAGUGCUGUCUACUGUGUGUUGUAAUGAAGACAAAUGGCUACACACGCACACACACACAGAGCUGGGUCUGGACCUCCUAGAGAACUCUUCAUCAGGGGGCAGAAGGCUGGGGGCAAAGUGUUGGGAUAGAGGUGUGAAUGCACAUGGUGUCUGUGUCUGCUGAGAGGAGGUAAUUGAGUCCAUAGCUGUGUGGGUUCUAGAAGAGCAUCAUCCAGACCCAGUCAGUCAGAGCCUUGCUAAUGUGACUCAUUCCAUCUGGACUGUUUGGAUUAUUUAGAGAACAUUGAUAACACUCCAUCCCACUUCCGCUCCUUCCUUUCCCUCCAUCCUCUCUCUCCACCUACCCUUAUCUCCUUUCUCUUUCUCCCUCUCUCCAUCCCUUCCUGUGUUCCUCUCUCCGUCCCUCCAUCCUCACUCUCCACCUACCUUCCCCUCCUCCCUUCAUUCUCAAUCCCCUCCAUCCCUCCUUCCUUCUCUCCUCUCCAGGAUCGUGUCAGUGGAGCUCCCCCCCGGUGCCCGUAAGUUUGGGGUGCAGUUCCGCUGGUGGCAGCCGUACCACUCUGGGCGUGGUCAUGACGUGUGGGCGGUGGAUGAGAUCACUAUGACCUCUGUGCUGUUCAACACCAUCAGUCUGGACUUCAGUAAUGUACUGGACGUCACUCAGAGUCUGGGCUUCUACCUGGGGCAUGUCCAGCCCUACUGCCAGCACGACUGGACACUCAGGUAUACUGAACCUAGGCUUCUCACUUUCCGGGCUACAGUCCUUCCCAAUUCUAUUCAGGCUAGUGGAGAGAGGUUGCACCUUAGCAGGUUGCUGUACACUGUCAUGUGGUGGUGAACUAUAGAAUUCUAGUUAUGUCACUGUCCAUCUCAGUGGUACUGAAUCAUUGCUAUUAGCUUAUGUUUUUUGGCUUUUACGCUAUCGGAACAAGACACAACAUACUCUCCCGGGGUAUAGUGUCAUCACGAAAUAAUAUGAAAUGUGUCCCUGUGUAAUUUACUCAAAUAAAACCAAAUGCUGCUAGCAAACAUUACCAGCUGCAACAUCAUGAUUAGAUAGAGCAGCUUUACAGGUCUUGGUAAAACCAUUCACCUCUGCUUCAGAUUGAGCCAAGAGAUGUGUAUUAACUGUUUCCCCCUACUGUGUUGUACUAUAGUUUUUCGGACCCCUGUUCCAGUAUGAACUACGUGGAUGAGCUCUAUGUGUUGUUAAUGUGUGUUAGCUAACCGUUUAUUGUACUGUAGUUUCUCAGGAGAGCCCAGCCCAGGCUCCAGUAUCCGCUAUGUCGAGACCCAGUCCAUGCAGAUUGGAGCCUCCUACACCUUGCAGUUCUCAUUGGUCAUGGGCUGCGGCCGAGACCCCUCUCCCCACAUCGACACACAGGUCCGCCUGGAGUUCUCCACCAAUCAUGGCCUGACCUGGCACCUGGUCAAAGAGGUGAGGAAGUAGUGAAAUAUAUAAUGAAUGAUCAACCAUAUGCUGGUACUAUAAAAGGCACAUAUAUAUUGAGUGUACAAAGCAUUAAGAAUACCUUCCUAAUAUGAGUUGCAGUCUCAAUUCAUCGGGGCAUGGACUCUACAAGGUGUCGAAAGCGUUCCACAGGGAUGCUGGCCCAUGUUGACUAUAAUGCUUCCCACAGUUCUGUCCAUUUGGCUGGAUGUCCUUUGGGUGGUGGACCAUUUUUGAUACACACAGGAAAAUAUUGAGCGUGAAAAACCCAGCAGCAUUGCAGUUCUUGACACAAACCGGUACGCCUGGCACCUACUACCAUACCCCGUUCUAAGGCACUUAAAUAUUUGUUGUCUUUCCCAUUCACCCUCUGAAUGGCACACAUGCACAAUCCAUGUCUCAAUUGUCUCAAGGUUUAAAAAUCCUUCUUUAACCUGUCUCAUCCCCUUCAUCUACACUGACCUUUCACCUGGAUUCACCUGGUCAGUCUAUGUCAUGGAAAGAUCAGGUGUUCCUAAUGUUUUGUACACUGUGUAUCUCUAUCUGUUUGACAGUCAUGGAAUUUGGCACACGUGCUCAGGGGUGUGAGUCUAGCUGACCUGUAGAUUAGAAUGUGGUUAUUUAUUUUUAUUUUUUAUUUGAGGAACAGCAAAGAUUUUACACCCCUGUUUGGAACAGUCCUAGUUCUACCUUUCUGUUUUGAUGGUCAUAUUAUUGUAUGGGAUAUUGGCCAAGUUAUUACUAUAAAUUAUGAAUUUAUCUCUUAGGAUAAUUCAUCAUUUUUUUUAUGAAUCAGGGCACCAGUCCAUUAUUGGACAAAAAUGAUAUUCUAAGAAGAUCUGACUUAUGAGUGAUAUUAACAAUAACACUAUAAGACAAAAUUGUAAUAAUUGAUUUAUCUGAAGGUAUAUCUGAUGAGCCUAAUAUAAGAUUUGUGAAUUUGUACCGUUUUCUAGAGCUUCUUUUGUAUCAGAGAAACACACAACAACAGGUAAAAUACAAAAGUUGAAUAAUAAAGAGUCAAAUGAAUCAAUGGUUACAGGAUGAAUAAUGAUAAUUGCAUGUGACGAAACAGGAUAAAUUAUGAAUUCAAUAGGUUGUUUACCAGCAAAUUGUUAGAGGAGGAUAUUCUCAAUUUGUAUAGAGCAUACUGAGAAAGGGUAUGGUCUAUGAAUUGUGAUUGGAGGAAUCAACUUAAAAGGGGCAAGUAAUGGUUCAGUUCUAAUGUUAAUGUUUAGCUGUUACUUAACUUAAACCUAAAGAGCUACACAUUACACAUCAUGCCAAUGCUGGGGAGAGAAAGGGCAAUUAUCUAUAUAGUUACACUCAAUAGAUGGAAUGGAGGUCUUUGGUCAGAUGACAGUGCAGCCGCACUAUCUGACGGUGAGUUGGCUUCACACAAGCUCGGAGGAGUCCUGGGAGGUUGGAGACUCAGAAAUGCGCGCUGACGCCAGGUAGAGGCAGAACAGUGUCCAACAAAGAGGUUUGGCAAGGAAUGAUAGAGUUUGCGGUUGUUGACUGAGAUCUUGACAGGAUCAGUCAGAUGCGAGCUGGUGAUCCGGAAUCCUUAGCUUGGCUUCAAUAAAAAAAGGACAAUUCGCAAGAGUAAGUCCUUGGGUGGUUCGUCCAGAAGUCGUCUCGACAGUUACAUCUGACAGCCAAAACAUUCACUGGAACUGAGGUGUGAAACAUUCCUCAGUCUUUUAUUCCCCCCAUUUGAGGGUAGUGUUCAAAGUAUUCUGCCUAACCAUCUGACCCUGCAUUAGGGAUUUGUCCAUAAGUGUCCAUAGCAUGUUCUUCAUGUGCCGUACACUCACAGAAACAGUCCAAUAGUGAAUUAAAUUAAGUUUACAGUCCGUAGACACCAAACAGGCAUUAGGUUACACAUUGCAUGGUUACUUGUAAUAAGCAUAUUAUACCUUCUAAUAACAUAGGAAAAACUAGAUAAUAUCACACAACAUACUUUACAUCAACACCAACAUUGGCACCAAACUGUAUGGCUGCCGUCUUGAGAGUUUCGACCCAAUUUUGCUCUUUUGUGAUUAUUUUGGUGUUUAUCUUAACUUUCAUGUAUCCGCGAUCAUUUCUUAUGAUCAGGGGUUCUAACCGGUUCAAAGAACAGAACAGAAAACAGGAAAAGAACUACAUUUUUAGAGGAACAGAAUCAGAACCGGGAGCGAAAGUGAUCUAUACUGUUCUGCAACAGAACCAUUAUUUUAAAAGCAUGGGAACCGGUUAAUAACGUUAUUUUACAUUCCGGGCAUUUUUUUCCAGUCCCACAACAGAAUUCAACAAAGCACCCAUGCAAAGCCCUCACUCUGUCACUCAGAAACAUAUUCCAGUGUCUGCCUGCCAGCUGAAAUGUUUUGCCAGUGUGUCUCCCGAGUGGCACAGUGGUCUAAGGCACUGCAUUGCAGUGCUAGCUGUGCCACUAGAGAUCCUGGUUCGAAUCCAUGCUCUGUCGUAGCCGGCCGCGACCGGGAGACCCUUGGGGUGGCGCACAAUUGGUCCACGGUAGGGGAGGGAAUGUCCGGCAGGGCUGUAGCUCAGUUGGUAGAGCAUGCCGUUUGCAACGACAGGGUUGUGGGUUUGAUUCCCAUGGGGGAACAGUAUGAAAAAAUAAUGUAUGCACUCACUAACUGUAAGUCGCUCUGGAUAAGAGCGCCUGCUAAAUGACUAAAAUGUGUGCGUGUGUAGGCAAUCUGCCCUUCCCCCUCCAAAGCAUAGUCUGGUAGCUUACAGAUGUUAAAAGUGGGAUUCAGAAAUUAGGGGAGAGAUUUUUAAUUAGAGAAGAAUAGAUUAACCUUUUCAAUGCUAGUUAAGGAUCCUACAUUUACAUUUUAGUAUUUUAGCAGACGCGCUUAUCCAGAGCUACUUACAGUUAGUGAGUGCAUACAUUUUCAUACUUUUUCAAAUUGUUUCACAUUGGAUUUAUUAACUACAGAAAUGUAAGACGUGUUUGUAUUUUAAUUCUGGUGCUGCUCUGCACACACAAGCUUGUUGGCUAGCUAGCUGGUCCAACGUUAAGCCAGUUCACAGACAUUCGAAGUUCCUUCAUAGAAGCCACUCCUCUGUAGGUAUAGUUCUGUGGGCCUAACAACAAGACGCCCACUGCUUCAAGCCAGAUUGGGAAAAGCGAUGAGGCUUUUCCCAAUCUUCCUGAACUCGAUAGAGUCCUCCGCAGCCUUGCACCUAAACCUCGCCCAGGUGACCGACCAUGUCCCAUCGUAGUGCGGUUCCAUCAAUACAAAGAAAAGGAGCUCGUCCUUCGGUGUGCAAGGGAACACGGCGACAUCACUUUCCAAGGCCACAAGAUCAAGUUCUACCAGGAUUUCACUUCUAGCCUGGCGAAGAAACGGGCCUCAAGUCCACUCCGCUUUGGGCUGAUUUAUCCUGCCCGUCUCCGUGUCACCUUCAACGGCGAGGUAAAUUUUUUCGAAACUCCUGAAGAAGCCGAGUUCUUCUACCAACAGCGCAUACAUUGAAUGCUUGGAUUGGGAUGAUUUCUCACCUGCCUGUAUUGUGUAACGUUAGUCCUUGUGACCGUGUGGCAUUAGGCUACAUACAUCUAUCUAUCUAUCUAUCUAUCUAUCUAUCUAUCUAUCUAUCUAUCUAUCUAUCUAUCUAUCUAUCUAUCUAUCUAUCUAUCUAUCUAUCUAUCUAUCUAUCUAUCUAUCUAUCUAUCUAUCUAUCUAUCUAUCUAUCUAUCUAUCUAUCUAUCUAUCUAUCUAUCUAUCUAUCUAUCUACUGUAUCUAUCUAUCUAUCUAUCUAUCUAUCUAUCUAUCUAUCUAUCUAUCUAUCUAUCUAUCUAUCUAUCUAUCUAUCUAUCUAUCUAUCUAUCUAUCUAUCUAUCUAUCUAUCUAUCUAUCUAUCUAUCUAUCUAUCUAUCUAUCUAUCUAUCUAUCUAUCUAUCUAUCUAUCUUUCUAUCUAUCUAUCGAUCGAUCAGUUUCUCGUGAAAUAAUCCUAUGCUAAAGCUUGCUGGCUACAGUAGGUACACUACCGUUCAAAAGUUUGGGGUCACUUAGAAAUGUCCUUGUUUUCAAAAGAAAAACAAUUUUUUUGUCCAUUAAAAUAACAUAAAAUUGAUCAGAAAUACAGUGUAGACAUUGUUAAUGUUGUAAAUGGCUAUUGUAGCUGGAAACAGCUGAUAUCUACAUAGGCGUACAGAGGCCCAUUAUCAGCAACCAUCAGUCCUGUGUUCCAAUGGCACGUUGUGUUUGCUAAUCCAAGUUGAUCAUUUUAAAAGGCUACUUGAUCAUUAGAAAACCCUUUUGCAAUUAUGUUAGCACAGCUGAAAACUGUUGUGCUGAUUAAAGAAGCAAUACAACUGGCCUUCUUGAGACUAGUUGAGUAUCUGGAGCAUCAGCAAUUGUGGGUUCGAUUACAGGCUCAAAAUGGCCAAAAACAAAGAACUGUCACAUCUCUUCCCGUUGCUCCCCUCUGGUACUCUGAUUCGCUGGUCUACUGAGCCACCGGUCUGAGCGCACCACCUUGGCAACACCGGAAUGGAAACCCAACGCACCCUAAUAACCUCCAGCGCACCUGCACCUCAUCAUCUCAUCACCACCCCUAUAUAGCCCUGGACUGUUCAGUGUUGUGUUGUGUGUGAUUCUUAGUGUCUUGUAGUGUACUUGCUCUUUGUUGUUCUCUUGCUCAGUGUUAAGUAAACCUGCGUCCUGCCUCUUCGUAUCCUCAGUACUCGUCACAAUAACUUUCUUCUGAAACUCGUCAGUCUAUUCUUGUUCUGAGAAAUGAAGGCUAUUCUAUUGGAGAAAUUGCCAAGAAACUGAAGAUCUCGUACAAUACUGCGUACUACUCCCUUCACAUAACAGCGCAAACUGGCUCUAACCAGAAUAGAAAGAGGAGUGGGAGGCCCCGGUGCACAACUGAGCAAGAGGACAAAUACAUUAGAGUGUCUAGUUUGAGAAACAGGCGCCUCACAGGUUCUCAACUGGCACCUUCAUUAAAUAGUACCCGUAAAACACCAGUCUCAACGUCAACAGUGAAGAGGUGUCUCCGGGAUGCUGACCUUCUAGGCAGAGUUGCAAAGAAAAAGCCAUAUCUCAGACUGCCCAUCUUAAUAUUUUAUUUUUAUUGGCCAGUCUGAGACAUGGCUCAGAUAUGACUGGAAACAAGUGUUUUAAUAAAAAAACUUGACUGUAAAUAUUUGUACAUACAAUAUUGUACAUAUUGUUGUAUAUAUAUUUUGCCCAAGAAAUAUCAUUAAAUUAUAAUUGUCUUAGAAAAGGGCAUGUCACUUUUGGUCAAGAGGAAGUAUCUGGAUCUGGACUUUAUUGCCCUGUUGUAUACUGGAGCAAAAAUGAUUCCAGCUUGGGCUCUUCAGGUUUGUUUAGAAUACGUGAGAUAGCAGGCUGAUUGGGGCCAUAUCCUGGCUCUGCUGGUCCAGCCUGGCACUUCAAAAGGGACUUCUUCUGGCCAGUGGGGUCAACUAGAGUUCCUGGUCUGAAGGGCCCCCUGUCCAGUAAAAGGGGGUUGUGUUGAUGUGAUGUUAGGGUCCAUUCCUACAUUAUUGUUCAUGACUUGGUGAAACUUCCUUCUGUAAGUCACCCUAGCUGGAAAAUAUCACAAAUAAUUUAUUCAUGAUCAUGAAUGUCAGUGUUUUUUAUUAUAAUGUUGGUAAUAACGAGUAAAUAAUGACACCUCUUCAAAUGAUAAAUAAUACAUUCAAAAACUCUUUAAAGUCUUUAAAUGUGUCACUUUGUUUCCGAUGAGGAAUUAUAGCCAUUACUUUUUUAUUAUCUCUCAGUAUAGGCAAAUACAUAAUAAUACUUGAAUCAGCAAGCAGAUUAUCGUACCAUUAUUCUACAAAGAUUUUAUCUCAUAAAUAUUCAUAAAGAACUAAAGUAGCCUCAUAUUAUUUUUGGACCUUCGGAGAUUGAACGAGUCUCCUACAAAUGAACUAUAUCGCCAAGGCCAAGGUACAAGAAAAUGUCAUCUUCCAACAAGUGCAGUGUAUAAUAUAGUAAUAUACCUUAAUUUACCUUCGAUAGCUUUAUGCCAUAAAGUCUGCUCACAUAUUAUCCAGUAUUAGGUCUGUUUAUGAGAUCAGCUGUUAGUGGAACUGACUGAGCUACUCUCCAGAGCUUCUGUACAGCUCUUUUGCGGAACUGAUGCAGCCAUACAUUCAUUUAGCAGACAGUUUUAUCCAAAGCCACAUACAUUAAGCGCAUUUAACUGAUGUAGGUAAAACAACCAUAAAACAUUUAGAUACUGGAAGAUCUAUAAUGAAGUUUGUCUGUACUGUCAGGUGUAUUAAAAUGGUGUGUUAUGGAGUUGACUGAGUAUUUUCUCCCCUUCCCAGGCCUGCCUACCAGGGAUGCCCAGCUGUUCAGAGUUCACCGCUCCCAGUGUGUACCAUCCCUCUGAGUUCACUGACUGGAGACGCAUCACUCUGCCCCUGCCUCAUAGAGCAUGGUGGGUAACACACAUUCUUUCAUCCAUACAGGUUGGUAUACCCAUUGACAGAAUGCUUUACGAAAGUCUGAGUUGUGCACAUUAAUCUCAACUCUGAAUUGGGCCCGCAGCGCACACACACAAUAUGAACACUCAGAUAUUCACACACACCUCCCACUCCCCUCUCCCUGAGGGCACUCUGACCUACAACCCCCCCCCCCAUCUCAUUUCCAUCAUGAAGGAUGCCUGGCCACCUCUGGGUCGAUUUUGGGUCACUAUUGCAGGGAACCAGCCUGCUAUGACUGCUCUGACUGUAACAAAUAAACCUAACUGGGUGUGGUGGCUCCACGAUCCAUCACCAUCACACAUGCAUGGCCAUGCACUAAAUACACAUUAGGGGUCUAGGUGGGGGUGCACUUUCAUUUCACAGACAUAAUCCACUGGUACUCAUACACAUACAUGUUUGUAUAUAGUUACACAGGUGAUGGAGCACCUCCAUCACAGACUGUAAAGCAAAAACACAUAUUGUAUAGUAUGGAUGGAUGCUAUAUUGAUCUGUGUCACCUCCCCAGCCUCAUUAGUGUUCUGGGGUUGUAAAAAAAUUGGUGUUCAAGCAAAAUAUUUCUCCAUUCGUGUUUUUAACAAUCUGCCAAUGCCCAUUUCAUCAACUGUUGGUAUCCCUGCUCACCAAAUGUAUAUCCUGGUCCUGAUGUUUGGUUAUGAGCUUUCCUAACAGUACAUUCAGGAUGGUUUGGUUCUCUUUGAUGUGUCUGCUUGUUGUCUGUGUGUGCAGGUCCAGUGCCACGCGGUUCCGUUGGAUCCAGAACUACUAUAGAGAGCAGGAUGAAUGGGCUCUGGACGACAUCUACAUCGGACAGCAGUGCCCUCAGAUGUGCCACGGACACGGAUGGUGCGACCACGGACACUGCAGGUCAGUGAGGGCCAGUGUUGGGGAACUUUACUUUUAAAAGUAACGGUUACAACAUUACUUCCAUUAAAAGUAACUUGUUACCUUACAAUGUUAUUUAGUGUGGUAACUCAGUACAUUACUUUUUGCAUUACCAGAAACAGAAAACCCUGCCUUGCACAUGUUGGUCAUUCUUAUGCCCAGUAGAGGGCGCACAGGGUUGGGAGUUUACAUGUAACCCUUUAUAUGUGAUCUGAUUACAAUUUUUUUUACUGGUCUGUUACGUUACCAUACAAAAGAUUGUAAUCAGAUUACAGAUACUUUAGAAAAACGACAUGAUAACUUCUAGGAUUACUUUGAAAGUAUGGGAGGCAGGUAGCUUAGUGGUUAAGAGCAUUGUGCCAGUAACGGAAAGGUUGCUGGUUCUAAUCCCCGAGCCAACUAGGUGAAAAGUCUGUCGAUGUGCCCUCGAGCAAGGCACUUAACCCUAAUUGCUCCUGUAAGUCACUCUGGAUAAGAGCGUCUGCUAAAUGACGUAAAUGUAAUGUUGGUGAAAAAAAAUUAUGACACCUUUCUGCUUUCUCAAAGACAUUCAAAUCAGCAUUGAAAAAAGGUUUAAGUUUGUUCCGCCUGAGUCUGACCACAAGUCAGAGACCACUAUGAUGACACACCACCAAAUGCGUUUGAUAGAUCACAGGAAAAGAGCAGUGUGGAUGGCUGUUCACAAAUGUAUAGGUGCAUUUUAACCCAAUAAUGGUUGAAUUCGAGAAGUGUAAACUGCGAAUCAAUCAUUGUUUUUGCGACCCGUGGACAGCCAGUGAAAAAUGUGUUCUUGCAACAGCUGCUUAGUGCGGAUCCCAGCCUAUCCCUUACAAACAAAGAUUGCAGUUUUGAACCUGCAGGAAAAGUGCAGUAACUGCAGUCGACUGUGGUAUUUUGGAUGCACUCACUGCAGUUAUACUGCACUCUAACUGCAGUUACACUGCAAAAUUACUGCAGUAAAAAAAACGCUGUUAAUGUGGACGCAGUAUUUGCAGCAUAAUGCAGUUAUACUGCACUCUAACUGCAGUUAUACUACAGUGUACUGCAGUGGAUGUAAUAAAAGUUUGAGGGAGUUCCUCCCUUCUAAACUACUAUCUGGUAUUGGGCUCCACAUACUGUCAAAAGUAAGUUUAAUUUAAGAAGACCAAGAGUGGGACUUGUUAUUGCUCAAUCUAAUUAGUGCUGAUUAACUAAAAAAUCCAUAGGCCUAACGGACACAUGCUCAAACAUGUGCACUUUUGAUAUACUUUAACAGCUGCACAUUUUUGAGCUAUCAACAUGUCACCAACAAAAACUGAAACAAUAGGGCUAUAGCAAAUGCAGCAUAUGGCAUUCAUUAUUCACAUGCAAAUAGCACGUUUCGGUAGUACUCAAGGCAUGCCAUUCCAUGACAGCAUCAUUUCUUGUUCAACCAUGUGUUGAAGCAAUGGGCCCAAUCAGUCCUCCAUGACAAUAAAAGCAUAAACAACAGAGUUGGCUAAUCUUUAGUUUCGGGAUUAUGUUCAGGUAAAACAAUUUGACUAAUCUCUAUUAGUCAAUAUAUAAUCUAUAAAUUCUUCUUUAAAAUCAAGCAGUAUUUAAUUAAUUGGAAUGAUUGGAAAUCUGAAGACUAUAGCCAAAUUGUGCUAUUAUAUGUAUUGAAGUAGAAAUCAAUGGGUUAGAAGCCUACAUAACCCAUAAAGUAAACUGCAACAUCCAUUUAUCGGCAGCUAUGUAAACUCUAACACUGAUUUAUCCUGCAAUAGAUGUCGUUCAAUUGGUAAUAUUCAUUUUAGUCUUCUUCUAAUGCCUCUUAAGGGGAAAGUAAUCUAAAAGUAACUGAAAGUAAUCAGAUUAUGUUACUGAGUUUGGGUAAUCCAAAAGUUACGUUGCUGAUUACAAUUUUGGACAGGUAACUAGUAACUGUAACAGAUUACAUUUAGAAAGUGACCUAAACAGCCAUGACUGUGCCUUUGAAUGGUUUACAUAGCCUACCAUCCGUAAUCUAUAACUCUGGGCUAUACCAACUCAAGUAAUAAUUACAGACGCAAUAUCUCCUUUACAAUUCUUUAAUAAAGAAAUUAUUGUCAAAUUAUUUACACAUAAGUAGAUACACAUAUAAAACCAACUGGGCACAGUAAAAGGAGAGCUCAAAUACAAGGACAAUUGGCUACCAAUCUGUUUUACACACAGAUACGAACUGGGCAGAGAGAUAUGAAAACAUACAAGUUAACACGAGCGAUAGCCCUUUCGAAAUUGUUAAAUACAUAUUGCACAUGCUAUUCAUGAAUCACAAACAGAUGGUCUUAUUACAUGAAAGUUUAAGUUACAGGAGCGUAGUCUUUUCAAAGUUAACAUGAGCAAUAGGCCUUUUCAAAUGGAAAAUGUAUGGACAUCAUAACAUUCAUGACUCAAAGUCACUGCAUUCCUCCAAAGUAGCAAUUAUGCCGCAGGAAAAGAAAAGUCUCUCAAAACCUCUGUCUGAGAGCCGGAGGACAGAGUCUCAGGACGAGACUCCCAAGACUAAAAAGUAUCUCCACAGGCUCACUCAUGGCCGUAACUACAUGAGGACACAGAGGUCCGGACCUCUGUAAUUUUUUAUAAUUUGAAAAAUAAAAGAAUACAAAUAUAUAUUUGUACACAAUCAAGAAACUCAGUUAUGGGUCAACAUCUUAAUAUUGCUUCCAGUGUUGAUCAAAGCUCAGAACGCUUAUAUUCUUGAUCUGACUGAGUUCUAAUCACGCUUGCCUCUGCGAACGAGUGGAAUCAUGAACAGUGGUUUAUUCGUUAUGUUUGCCUGCGUUACCCGGAUUUGCCUUUUUAGCAGCACAUUCACCACUCUCUCAAAUGGCUAACUCUGCCCUCUCGCGGCACAGGCAGAGGGCCUGGAACGUUAAACGGACUACCCCAGCUCAAAGUCGGCUCAAGUAGGCUGCUGCCAGUCUGUUUACGAAAUGCAGCACAAAAAGGCAAUUUUAAAACUGUCCCACGACUACUGCCGUGUCUACAGACAUCCCCCAAACAAACAAAAACCGACUCUCGGAUAAUGAGUGUACUGGUAAAUAGUCUCUUAUAGAUUUGUCAGUCAGUCAAUGAAUGCAUGCAAUAGGGGGCAGAGGAGAGAGAGCGAGAGAGAGGUUAGUACAGUGGUUCCCAAACCUGGGGUCGGGGCCCCACGUUGGGUCCCCUGACAAAAUCUGUACUAAUCUUAUCAAAACAAGUUAGGAACAAUUAAAAUGUAAGAUACAGUUUGUUUCAAUAUGAACAUCUCCACAUGGGCUAUAUUCCCUAUAGACCUACAUUAAAAUGCAAUCAAAAUGCAAACAAUACAGUUCUAAAAAUGUCAAAUGUUUUCGUUUAUAUCGGUGGUUGUUCGUCUUAUCUCCAUCGCCCACUGGAGUUUAUAGGUUACCCACUACCCACCUUUGUUUUACCACUACAUCACUGAUAUUAAUACAGAAUCGUAAAUAAUAUUUGAAUAAUUCAUGGAAAUGUGAUAAUACGAUCACCUGUGUGCUCCAUUGAUGUCUGUUUGUGUGGAGCUUGAUUAGUAAUGCCUAGGAAUACAAAUGUGAUCGCUAUGUAAUUUGAGAAAAUAUAUAUGUAUGCAGAGUUAAUGAUUUUAUGCAAUUCAUCGAAACAACUGACUGAACAGCUGCUGGUGCUAGGUGUCAGUGUGAAUCAUUUCUCAUAUUUCCCCACUCUCAGGGUUAUAACAUUACAAUUGUAUAGCUAAUAGGCUAUAUGUUUGUAGAUCGACUGAGGUGAUAAUGGCUCGGGUCAUUUUUGCUUGUUUUUGCACUUCUUUUUUAUUGUAUAGAAAUGCAUUAAAUGAGCUUGGGGAAACCAUUUAUAACCCUUUAUAAUUUCUUAUAAUCUCCUCUCCCCAGGUGUGAUGAAGGUUUCUCAGGUCCAGACUGCCUGGCCUCCUCUCCUCUUUCCUCCAGCGUCCUGUCAGACUUUGAGUCCCAGGAUGGUCUGCUGGCCGUGUGGCAGGAAGUGAUUGGUGGAGAGGUGGUAACACCUGACAUGGGCUGUGGGGUGGUCUCCUCUGGGUCCUCGCUCUACUUCAGCAAGGUAGGAUAACACAGUGACAUCAUACCCAGUGGGUAAAACUGGUUGCAAUGUUGUCAUUAUGACGUCUUUUAUAGCAUUACAUUUAACAUUUUAGUCAUUUAGCAGACGCUCUUAUCCAGAGCGACUUACAGUUAGUGAGUGCAUACAUUUUCAUACUGGCCCCCCGUGGGAAUCAAACCCACAACCCUGGCGUUGCAAGCGCAAUGCUGUACCAACUGAGCUACACAGGACUAGGUUGUAUACUGGUUGUAUAAGAAAGUUAGCAACCAGGCAAAGACGUGGUUAUCUGGUUAUCUGACCAGAUAACAACCAUAAAACAACAUUAUUAUUAUUAUUAUUAUUAUGUGUGUGUGUAACAGGCCGGAUUGAGGCAGCUGGUGAGCUAUGACCUGGACACAGAGUGGGCAGAGUUUGUGCAGUUCUACCUGCGUGUGGGUGGAGACUGGGUAGGAUGUAACAAGGCAGACAGCCGGGAGGAAGGAGUGAUGCUGCAGUACAGUAAUGACGGAGGAAUCAGCUGGGGACUCAUCGCUGAGAUGUACUUCACGGACUUCACCAAGCCACGGUAAGGAGGGACAAGUUCCUCUCAAGGGUUCUUCCUUUUAAGCCACUGUGCUUUUGCGUGCUCUUGGGGGUCUAGGCCAUGCAGGUUACUGGAAAGCACUUUGUGACUGGUGAUGUAAAAAGGGUUUUAUACAUUUGAUUGACUGACUGACUGACUGACUGUCUGUCUGUCUGACUGACCGGCUGACUGACCGGCAUACUGACUGACUGACCGUCUGACUGAUUUCUCCUCCCCAGGUUUGUCCACUAUGAGCUGCCACUGGCCUCUAAGACCCCGUGUACCCGGUUCAGAUGGUGGCAGCCCCUACACUCUGGGGACGGCUACGACCAGUGGGCCAUCGAUGACAUCAUCAUCUUGUCAGAGAGAGAGAAACACAUCAUCCCCAUGGCCAACCCCACUAUGCCACAGGUCAGUCUCUCAUUGGUUGACAACCCCACGCUGCCACAGGUCAGGAUUUCAUUAGUUGAUAACUGAAAAUAACUGACAAUCCUAUUGGCUGACACUGAGACAAAUGAUAUCAAAAGCCUUCUAUACUUUGUGGCAAUCUAUUUUAUUCUGGGAUGUACUGGUCAAUAUUAUCACAAUGAAAUAUAAACAUUUGAAAUUGUAUAUAGUACAUGCCUGAAUGUCUGAGCUCAUUAUGAUGCCGAACGUCAGCUAUUUGUCUACUGUUGCUCUAAGUUGCCUUAUCAAUAAGUUAAGGCAACUUAUUGGCUGCAAUGCUGCACCAUCCUUAACAUCCGCUCUCUCUCUGUUUGUAGAACUUCUAUGAGAAGCCGGCGUUUGACUACCCUCUGAACCAGAUGAGUGUGUGGCUGAUGCUGGGCAAUGAGGGUAUGGAAAAGGAGAGGAAACCGGCCCAG
This is a messenger RNA of Coregonus sp. 'balchen', 21839 nucleotides long. The record is from the annotation of a GenBank genome assembly. Lineage: Eukaryota; Metazoa; Chordata; Actinopteri; Salmoniformes; Salmonidae.